Messenger RNA from Triticum aestivum (bread wheat), 602 nucleotides. Its product is annotated as flowering-promoting factor 1-like protein 5. The coding region runs from base 47 to 358 and encodes 103 amino acids. Gene Ontology annotation, biological process: regulation of flower development. Lineage: Eukaryota; Viridiplantae; Streptophyta; Magnoliopsida; Poales; Poaceae. The transcript has a single exon. The record is from RefSeq and is a predicted model, not a curated record.
GCAUGCGACGACGCUAGAGCUAGCCAGAAAGAGCGGUGCCACAUCGAUGGCGGCGGGCGGCGUGUGGGUGUUCCGGAAGGACGGGGUGAUGGAGCUGGAGCGGGAGGCGUCGAGCCGGAAGGCGCUGGUGUACGUGCCGGCGAACGAGACGAUGCGCUCCCUGCGGGCGCUGGAGCGGCGGCUGGGGUCGCUGGGAUGGGAGCGCUACUACGAGGACCGCGCCGUCGUGCAGCUCCACCGCCGCGACGGCAGCCUCGACCUCAUCUCGCUCCCGCGAGACUUCGCGCGGUUCCGCUCCGUCCACAUGUACGACGUCGUCGUCAAGAACCGAGGCCACUUCAAGGUCGUCGACCUCUAAGCGUGCGUCUCGCUCUCGCCGGCCAGUCAAGCUUGCAAGGUGUGUGUUAAACACUGUACUACGUGUGAUCGAUCAUUAGACAUUUGCGUCUGUGUGUCAUUUGUUGUACGUGUGAUUGAUCGUUGUGCGUGUGACACAAAUGUAUGCCUUGUACUGUUUGGCGUUUCCGUGUUCGUACGCCUAAGCUAAUCGUGUGGCUUAUGUGUGUCCCGUUUUUGUCUUUUCGCUAGCCACCGAAUUAAGA